This is a messenger RNA of Diabrotica balteata, 674 nucleotides long. Lineage: Eukaryota; Metazoa; Arthropoda; Insecta; Coleoptera; Chrysomelidae. The record is from the annotation of a GenBank genome assembly.
AAGAUAAAUCCGUUAGCAGAAGCGUCAUUUUUGAAAGAUGUGUUUGCAAACAUUUCUCUUUAAACUAAAAUAAAUUAUUUUUACCAAUGUAAUAUUAAGGAGUUAUCAUGGUAAAAAGAAAACUUACGCCAAGAAAAAGUACAGUAAGCCUUAAUCAAUCACCUUCUAAAAAUACACGAUCACAACCUACAUCAGAUCUUUCAAGCAAUCAGCGAACAUCUUCAAGAAAAAGUACUGUCGAUCAGCCAUCAACAAGCAUAAAUGUUCCUACAUCUUCACAAUCUCUGCCAAAUGUUUCAAAAAAUAGACGCAAAUCUGGAAAACGGAAGAAAAAAACAUCAUCUACUCAAAUGACUAUUGGACCGAGAUAUUUCAAAGUUUCAAACAAAACCUUAAAAGACAUUGGGAGGCUGCAGCGUGAGGUCACUAACUGUAUACCAAGGUUACCUUUUUCUCGUUUAAUUAGAGAAAUUCUUCUACAGGAAGGCCGGGUGCAUCAGCUUAGAGUACAGCUUGAAGCACUGAAAGCUUUACAGGAAGCCAGUGAAAUAUAUUUAGUAAAUCUUUUUGAAGAUGCUAAUAGAUGUGCUGCUCAUGCUAGGAGAAUAACUGUAAUGCCAAGGGACAUCCAACUAACGUUAGAGUUAAGAGGACCCACUGAUUCAGGGAGAUGA